CUGGCAUUUGGCGCCAUCAUGCCUGAAAAAAUAACUGUGGAAGUUCGAUGUCACGUGACCGACCCAGCGAGAUCUCGCGAUUUGCCUUCACGGAUUAUGGAUUACAGUAAGAUUGGAGGUCAACAGCAUAAAAAAAAACAAGUUAAAAUGGAGCAGGAUUUGAAGAGUAAAAUUGAUCAAGCAUGUAGAACUGCUGAAGAAUUUACAAAAUUAUAUUAUGAAAGUUUGGACAAACGAAGAUAUAAUUAUAUAUUUCAGUUAAUUUCAAGAUUGUACUUGGAUACAGCUACUUUAAUAUGGAAUGGAAAUGGAGUUGAAACUAAAGACAAUAUACAAAAAUUUUGGACAGAUUUACCACCCUCUGAGCAUUCUAUUAUUACUUUAGAUGCACAGCCUAUCACAGGUCCAGGAAUAACUAGUCAGUUAACAUUCCUUGUUAAAGUUGGGGGACAAGUUAAGUUUGAAGAGAAAAGUUCAAAGCCUUUUAAUCAAACUUUUUUGAUCACUGCAGUGGGUGAUAAAUGGAAAAUUGUAAGUGAUUGUUUCAGAGCAUUAGAAACAUAGCAAAAAAUGCUGGUUGAUAUAAAGAUUAGUUAGAUGAUCUUAAUCAAAACGUAUCUGUCUUUUAUAAGUUGUAUAUAUUGUAUAAUAACAUUAAGAAAGUGUUCGCAUUAUACAUAAGAAAUUUUAUAAAAUAUGACAUUGUGCUUUAUUAUUCUAUGAUGCUUGUUAUUGAUUUAAAAAGCAUUUUAGUUCCAUAAUUAUUUUUAUUUUCAUUUUCGAUCUUAUAUGAAUGUAUAAAGCAAUAUUAAAAUUUUGUAUUAGUGAAUCAGUACAUUGGUCUUUAGAAAUGUAAUUUUACAUCAAAAAAUAAAAAAUAAAUACAAGUAUAAAUAGACAUAAAACUACUAUAAUACAUAUUAUAUAAAACAAGGACUUUCGUGUCACUUUUAAUAAUAAUAAUUUCUAAAUGAAUAUCCAUCAGCUAAAAUUCAUUUGUGUAAUUAUCUUUUUUCUUGAAUUCAGUUUCUCAAUUAAUACAAAUAAUAAAAUAAUGGUUUAGCUUAUCACAGGUACAAAUGAUUUAAAGAAAAUGAGUAAUUCAUCCAAAAUUACAUUGUAUGCUAUUAAUGUUAAUAUAUUGAAUGUACUAAUAGGCAGUGUCAUAAGACACAUUUCAUUGGUCACUAUUACUUCUGUUUGUAUUGCAUUCUACUUAGUUUCAAGCACAGAUUUAAUAAAGUAUAAGUUCAAAAAUUCCCAUAAAAGAAAUAAAAAAUAUUGUAGAUUUAACAACAGAAUAAGUAACAAUAUUGGCUGAGUAAUCAAUUAAAUUAAUUAUAUUUAUAUUGAUAAUUAUUGUUAUAACUUUUGAGUAUUUAAGAUUAUAUAUAUUAUAAUUUAUGAAUUAAAUAUAUUAAAAAAUUUUGAACUUUACAAUAAAGUGAGAAAUUUGCUUUUUAUAAGUUCCAAUUGUAUUAAUACAAUGAUUAAAAAUUAAAAAUUAUGAGUCUAUUACACAUUUUGGAGAAAAAUUAUUCUGAAUGUGAACCUACUGGUCCGAUAGAAAUUUGUAUAAAAAAUAUGUGCAAGAGUAAAGAGUCAAUGCGCCGAUAUUUUUAUGAAAAUUUCCAAACAUAUUCCUUUACUGCUGUGCCUUUGGAAGAACAUUUCCAUAUAUCCAUGAUUAAACAAAGCACACGACACUUAAGAAUUUGAUUAAUUACAUUCAAUUUUCUCAUUCUGGAUAAUUUAUGUAGGCAUACGAUACUUAGUACAGUUGUUAUUCAACUUAUGCUAUACAAAUACAAAAUUGUUAUAUUGUCCCACAGUACAUGUAAGAUAUCUUAACAUUAUAGUUUGUAUUUAUAAUGUGACCUACAACUUCGCAUAAAUGUACUAAGCAAUGAUGUGUAUAAAAUUACAUGUAAAUGAAAUGAUUUACGAUACAUAAGCAGCUUAAGAAAGUGUCUACAUUUUGUAAUGGCAAUCAUUCACAUUACAUUUAUAUGCACCACUGGUACUUCAGUUAUUAUUAAAACUGUGAUAAACUAUU
Vespula pensylvanica (western yellowjacket) is the source of this 2056-nucleotide messenger RNA. It is a transcript of the gene Nxt1, whose product is annotated as NTF2-related export protein. The coding region runs from base 19 to 564 and encodes 181 amino acids. The record is from RefSeq and is a predicted model, not a curated record. The transcript has 5 exons. Gene Ontology annotation, biological process: protein import into nucleus. Gene Ontology annotation, cellular component: nuclear pore central transport channel. NCBI's taxonomy places the organism in Eukaryota, Metazoa, Arthropoda, Insecta, Hymenoptera, Vespidae.